AAAACUUGUCGCGUCGUUGUCAUUUUUACCGUUUUACUUCCGGUGUUAAAGGUCAUUUCAAGAUGGCGCCGUCCGGGAAGAAACAUGCCAGGGGCCAGCCGUGUGUCAUUCCCGGAGGAUUUACAGUCUUAUCGUUCCAGUUUGAUUCAGACAGCCUCUCACGUCACAGUGUUUAUGUGAAGGAGCACAAAGUCCGAGCAGAGAGGGGGUCUCACAGACCUCUGGACCGGACUCUGUUUGUGCUCAACAUCCCCCCCUACUGCACACAGGGCGUUAUCAGGGAGUUGUUCUCGCAGUUUGGCGAUGUUCAGUCGGUGGAGCUGAGAGAUCACCCGGGCUCCUCUAAGGAGUCUGGACCCAAACUGUCCAAGAUCUUCAAACCGGUUUGCAAACAGGGCUUCAAGGUGGGCUACAUCGUGUUUCAGAACUCCUCCAGUAUUUCAGCGGCUAAAUCUCACUCACAUGAGAAAGCGCUGCAGGUUUCCACAGAGCAGCGACCAAUCAGGACAGGAGUACAGAAAUGGAUUCACCAGUACACCGAGUCUUUCAUCCAGCCGGAGAAACUACAACAGAUUGUGGACUCGUUCAUGAAGGACUACGACAAACGUAAAGAUGAGGAGGAGGAGAGAGAGAGGGAGGAGGCCGAGCAGCAGCAGGAGGACGAAGAGGGCUGGGUUAAAGUCACAAGGGGACAAAAGGGCACUAAGGCCCGCCCCCACAGCGAGGCGGCCAAUCAGAGGGCUCUGCAGAAAGAGAUAAGGAAGAAGAAGAGGAAGGAGCUCAUGAACUUUUACACCUGGCAGCACAGGAACACCCAAAAAGAACAUAUCGCUGAACUGAGGAAAAAGUUUGAGGAGGAUAAACAGAGAAUCGCUCUGCUGAGGGCGCAGAGGAAGUUCCGGCCGUACUGAGUCGCCUCGUACGUCUGCUUUGUGUGGUUUUUUUUGUAAGUGAACGUGUUUCUGUCAAUAAAACGAUGAGUCUGCUGAAA
This is a messenger RNA of Labrus mixtus (cuckoo wrasse), 991 nucleotides long. RefSeq names its product ribosomal RNA processing 7 homolog A (gene rrp7a). The transcript is spliced from 7 exons. Gene Ontology annotation, cellular component: UTP-C complex; CURI complex. Lineage: Eukaryota; Metazoa; Chordata; Actinopteri; Labriformes; Labridae. The record is from RefSeq and is a predicted model, not a curated record. Gene Ontology annotation, biological process: rRNA processing; ribosomal small subunit assembly. The coding region runs from base 63 to 911 and encodes 282 amino acids. Gene Ontology annotation, molecular function: RNA binding.